This is a messenger RNA of Myotis myotis, 771 nucleotides long. It is a transcript of the gene UBE2A, whose product is annotated as ubiquitin conjugating enzyme E2 A. The transcript has 6 exons. Gene Ontology annotation, cellular component: HULC complex. The record is from RefSeq and is a predicted model, not a curated record. Gene Ontology annotation, molecular function: ubiquitin conjugating enzyme activity. Gene Ontology annotation, biological process: DNA repair; proteasome-mediated ubiquitin-dependent protein catabolic process; protein polyubiquitination. The coding region runs from base 200 to 658 and encodes 152 amino acids. NCBI's taxonomy places the organism in Eukaryota, Metazoa, Chordata, Mammalia, Chiroptera, Vespertilionidae.
CCAGGUUGGUUCAGCCCCUGUAUACUCCGGGGUGGUGCUUAGCCGGCGCCAGACCGACCCUCGACUUCGGAGGGGCAGUGCGGUUCCUCUGGGCGCUUCCUCCCAGGCUUCUUCGGCUUCUUCAGCCUCGUCGGCCUCCUUACCCUCGGCUGGGACCCGCGAUUUCAGUGUAUGCCCCAGCCCUGACCCCGCUCGAGAUAUGUCUACCCCGGCUCGGCGGCGUCUCAUGCGGGACUUCAAGAGGUUACAGGAGGAUCCUCCUGCUGGAGUCAGUGGGGCUCCGUCAGAGAACAACAUAAUGGUUUGGAACGCGGUCAUUUUUGGGCCCGAAGGGACCCCAUUUGAGGAUGGAACAUUUAAGCUUAUAAUAGAAUUCACUGAGGAAUAUCCAAAUAAACCACCUACGGUUAGAUUUGUCUCUAAGAUGUUUCAUCCAAAUGUCUAUGCAGAUGGUAGUAUAUGUCUGGACAUACUUCAGAAUCGCUGGAGUCCAACUUAUGAUGUGUCUUCCAUUUUAACAUCAAUACAGUCUCUAUUGGAUGAGCCCAAUCCCAAUAGUCCAGCAAACAGCCAGGCUGCUCAGCUGUAUCAAGAGAACAAGCGGGAAUAUGAGAAACGUGUUUCUGCGAUAGUAGAACAGAGCUGGCGUGAUUGUUGACUCGGGUGCAGCAAAUGAAGAGGCUGGGCAUAUGAAAACUAUAUAUUGAUGUGUUUGUCACCUUCUUAUUCUUGUGUCAUCACAUUUACUUCAUUAAAAGCAAAAUAGUUAUU